Spodoptera frugiperda (fall armyworm) is the source of this 2799-nucleotide messenger RNA. RefSeq lists its product as uncharacterized. Lineage: Eukaryota; Metazoa; Arthropoda; Insecta; Lepidoptera; Noctuidae. The transcript is spliced from 11 exons. The record is from RefSeq and is a predicted model, not a curated record. The coding region runs from base 108 to 1271 and encodes 387 amino acids. Gene Ontology annotation, molecular function: peptidase inhibitor activity.
AUCAUUUGAAUUGUACGCGAAGGAAUAUCAGUUGUGUCUUGGAGACGGCGGGCGGCGGUCGUGUGUCCCGACGGAUAAUUAAUAUUAGUGUGGUGUCUGUUAGUGCGAUGAAGUGGUCGAUAUUUGUUUGUUUGCUCGUGUGCUUGGCGAGUUACUGCGACGGCCUGGCCAUAAAAUGUUCACCUGGGGUGAUAGAUCCUUCAUGCACAGAAGAAAAAAAAGAAGUUGACAGACACGAAUCACAGCCGAGGGACCCGACGGAGGUGCAGUGCCUGGUGGGCAGCGAAUGGGAGAGCAACUGCCACUACUGCCGCUGCUCCGACGAAGGAGUCGCCGAGUGCCUCAGGCAAGACACUUGCGAUAAGGGCGUAUUUGCGGAGCCAGUCCUCUGCAAGCCAAACACGACUUUCCAGAGAGACUGCAACACUUGCAUCUGCCUCGAGAAUGGACUUGGACUUUGUACCUUAGAGUUCUGUAGGAGAUCAGGCAGCAUCGAUAGUUUUCCUGAGAUCCUGAUUGCUGAUACCGAGUUAAAUAGUAAAGAUGAAGCCAGUCAACCAUUCAAAACUGAAAUUGUAGUCCCGACAACGAAGUCAGCUAAAAAUAAAACGAAGUCUCGGGUCUGCGAGGCCAAUCGUAUGUUCAUCAAAGACUGUAACACUUGUUGGUGCAAUGAAGAUGGGACUAGCUAUUACUGCACCCGCCGGGUUUGCGUGCCUCUUCUGCCUGAAGACCAACCUGAUAUCGGAGGAAUACCAGCUGAAAAUCUUCGCGUGAUAAAGAAGGAAUGUCGACCUAAUGAAGUUUUUGAGUUGGACUGCAACAUGUGUCGGUGUAACCCUGAUGGAAAGUCCUAUGCUUGCACCAGAAGAGCUUGUGAGGAACUACCAGAAGACCAAAAGAACGCCACAUUAUCGAGAAAAGUGCGAUCACUAACUACGGAGCCGCCCAAAGCCUGCAAGCCCGGCCAGGAGUUCCGGAUGGACUGCAACAAGUGCCUCUGUGACAACAAGGGACAGGACUUCUCAUGCACUCGACACGACUGCAACGCCCUCAACAACAACCAUGCUAGUGCCUUCACUGGAGUUAGGAGUAAACGAGAAAUAUCCGAGCAGCUUUCGAUGCAGUGCGUGCCAGGCAGCGUGUUCGACCGCGGCUGCAACGUGUGCAAGUGCACUGACAACGGCCAGUUCGCGACCUGCACUCUCAAACGGUGCAAGACUGAAACCGACCAUGCACCUGGUAGAAUCGGAUCAAGGCUUCCGUUGUAACCCUGGCGAGCAGUUCAAACGUGACUGUAACGACUGCACCUGCUCAGCAGAUGGCAGGAGUGUCUUCUGCACACUGCGUUUAUGCGACGAAGCCCUAACAUCAGACAUUUAAAUUAAAAACCCUAUACUUAUCUUGAUAUGAUACGAUUUCCAUCUUCCCCUAAAAUUUUUGCGAUCCGUAGAGGGCGCUAGUAUAGUUUAAAGACUACCGGAUUUUUGUUACAAAUUAAUAAAUGUUACGGUUUUUUGCGUCAUUAAUUUUUGUUUGUGAUAUUAAUCAGUGUCUUUUUUUUCUUAUUUAUAAACACCAGUGAAUUUGAUUUUAAUUUUCCUUUUUUCCACUCAAAGUAUGAUGUUGCCAUAAUGUGUAUAAAACGUUUUUUUAAUAUCGUGUCAUUUCAAGAUGAGUUUUUUUUUUGUUUUCGUAGCAGCUGUGCAGUCGAUCAGACUCUCUGUUAGUCGAUUUGUCGAUCGAGUAACUGUGUGCAUUAGUAUCAUUUCAAUGUUUUGUGUUUUUUAAGUAUUUUGUGACUAAUUUUACUUAGUAUGUAAUACGAAUGAACGAUUAGUUAUUUUAAUAUUUCACAUAAUUGUACAAUAUUUACAGAGAACGUUAGUUAAAACUAAUAAUUUCGGUAUCAUCGAUUAUUUCGCAGUUGAAAAUGAAAUAAAUCUACUAAACGACAUUUUAAAAUCGACUAAAAGUGAAUAAUCGAUGAAUCGAUUAGUUUUGUUUGAAUACUGAAAGUAUAAGUACAUUUAUUAGUUUUUCCGUGCCUUGUAUUCAGUUUACGUAUUAGUAAACUAACUUAUUUUUAAUAAUAGUAAGUGUGAAGAGCCUAUUUUCAUUUUGAUGUGUGUGUGUGUCAUCGGCAUUAUCAACUUAGUUGGCUAACACGCGAUUUUUGUGUGUAAAUGCUUGUUUUUUCAUUUCAUUUUCAUUCCUUUAGAAUAAGAGUUGAGUGGGCCGAGUGAGUAACUAAAAUGUUUUUAUUAUUUGUAAAACAGAUCAACUAUAGUCCAUUCAUACUAAAACAGAAUUUUGAAAAUCGGUCCAAAAAUGGCGGAGUGAUCGGUGAACAAUUAAAAAAAACAAACGUCCGAACAUAGUACCUCCUGCUUUUUUUGAAGUCGGUAAAACAUAAUAUUGAUAUGGCAAUUACUUAAUUUAUAACUUGUAUUUAAUAUCAUACAUUUAUAUUAAGCCUUUCAUUGCCAACAAAAAACUGUUAAAGGCUAUUCCUCCACUAGUGUCGGACAACGUUGUCUGACAUGGCGUCUAAUGUGUUAGUAAAAAUAAUGAAGAAUUUAGUCGAUUUUUUGAUACUUUAGUCGAUUUUUCAAAUAUUGGUUACUUGCUCGGCGGACGAAUAGUAUCACUUGAAUGUUUAGUAGUUAAAUAAUGAAUAGUAAUACGUGGCUUAACUUAGAUAAUACGUACCAUCAUGUAUUAGGCGAUACGUAAUUAAAACUUAAGUAAUUUGAGUUAAAAAUAAUUAUCAUGGAACGAAUAAAUGAGUUUAUUUUA